CAUCAGACAUGCGGGUCUGAACACGCCUGCGGGUCCUGGUGUCCUCCAUGAGAUCGAGUCUGCGGGGAACCGGGGGCCGCAGCUCUGAGAGAUGCGAGUGAUCGUGAUUCAUCCGCACAGCUCGCUGCUUCCUUUCUCCCGACGCACGGAGGAGGGAGGGACGCGUCCCAAUCCGCACACCUGCCGCCUCCGUCACCCUGAGCGGUCCGACUCAGGAGCGCAGCUGCCGCUACGCCGUCAGUGUGCGAGCCACACCAGCUCCCCGGUGUUAAAGCAGUCAAUAUAAAGAUCUCUGUGAAGUGAGAGUCCUGGUAGUGUGGCAGGAGGAGCCCGGGUGGAGGAGGUGGCUUGUUCUGAAGUGGACGCGGCCGGGUCAGCUGACAGUCCGCUCCUGCCGCCGACAUCUUGCCUCCGACCGGAGGAGACAGGAGAGUCCGGGUUUCACGGUCAAACGUCCUAAUGGAGAGACUUCAGAGCCGGAGCGGAUCUCUGUGAGCAGCCCGGAGACUCAACAGCAUCUCUGUGGAGCGGCUCUGACUGACGGGCGUCAGCCAUGAUUGGUGGACUCUUUAUCUACAACCACAAGGGGGAGGUGUUGAUCUCCAGGGUGUACCGCGAUGACAUCGGGAGAAAUGCGGUGGACGCGUUCAGAGUUAACGUCAUCCACGCCAGGCAGCAGGUCCGCUCGCCGGUCACCAACAUCGCCCGGACCAGCUUCUUCCACGUCAAACGCUCCAACAUCUGGCUGGCGGCGGUCACCAAGCAGAACGUCAACGCCACCAUGGUGUUCGAGUUCCUUUACAAGAUGUGCGACGUCAUGUCCGCCUACUUCGGCAAGAUCAGCGAGGAGAACGUGAAGAACAACUUCGUCCUGAUCUACGAGCUGCUGGACGAGAUCUUGGACUUUGGUUACCCUCAGAACUCAGAGACUGGAGCUCUGAAGACCUUCAUCACUCAGCAGGGCAUCAAGAGUCAGCACCACACCAAAGAGGAGCAGUCUCAGAUCACCAGUCAGGUGACGGGGCAGAUCGGCUGGAGGAGAGAGGGAAUCAAGUACAGACGCAACGAACUCUUUCUGGACGUCCUGGAGAGCGUCAACCUGCUCAUGUCCCCGCAAGGUCAGGUGCUCAGCGCUCACGUCUCCGGCCGGGUGGUGAUGAAGAGCUACCUGAGCGGGAUGCCUGAGUGUAAAUUUGGGAUGAACGACAAGAUCGUCAUCGACAAGCAGGGAAAAGCAGGGAGCUCUGAGGACGGCGGCAAGAGCGGUAAACAGUCGAUAGCGAUCGACGACUGCACCUUCCACCAGUGUGUUCGCCUCAGUAAGUUCGACUCGGAGCGCAGCAUCAGCUUCAUCCCUCCAGACGGAGACUACGAGCUCAUGAGGUACCGGACCACCAAAGACAUCAUCCUGCCGUUCAGGGUCAUCCCUCUGGUCCGGGAGGUCGGUCGCACCAAGCUGGAGGUCAAAGUCGUCAUCAAGUCCAACUUCAAGUCGUCGCUGCUGGCUCAGAAGAUCGAGGUUCGGAUCCCCCACCCCCUGAACACCAGCGGGGUUCAGCUCAUCUGCAUGAAGGGAAAAGCAAAGUACAAAGCGAGCGAGAACGCCAUCGUCUGGAAGAUAAAGCGCAUGGCGGGGAUGAAGGAGUCUCAGAUCAGCGCAGAGAUCGAGCUGCUACCGACUAACGACAAGAAGAAGUGGGCUCGACCUCCGAUCUCCAUGAACUUUGAGGUGCCAUUCGCUCCGUCAGGUCUUAAGGUCCGGUACCUGAAGGUGUUCGAGCCGAAGUUGAACUACAGCGAUCAUGACGUCAUUAAAUGGGUUCGUUACAUCGGACGCAGCGGCAUCUACGAGACUCGCUGCUGACCCCUCCACCGCCGCUCCCGGGGCUGAUGGGAAGGAAUUGUUGUUGUUGUCCUCUACAGAUCUGUGUGUGUUUAUUCAGUACAAAGUUUAAUCCCCACUUAUUCCAAAUGUCAGACGCUCAGCCAAUCACAUUCCAGAAACAGCUCAGCUGGCUCAGAGCCCAGUGUACCUGACAGAAAGGAGACCUGGACUGCGUCCGAAAAGUCAAAAAAUCUUAAACCUUUCCUCGACCUCGAUGGAAAACGUCACGAGGUCAAGGAAAGAUGUGAAGGAGAAUCCAGAAGGACUCAGAGAAUCCGGCUGCUCAUUUCUAGGCAACGUAAAUAUGUGACAGCGGAUGUUACUGACGUGAUGAAACUACAAUGUUCUGAAGAUGGACUACAGAAAGCGCAUCUCUGACUCUGCGCCCCGUGUUGUUGUAAUGCAGGCCGUCUAAAGGUGGACAACACGGUGGAAUAUCAGCUUCAUAACCAAGAUAGCAAAAAGGCCUGUAGGUACCAGUCACCAAAUAAAGGACCGGGUCGUCAACCUCCUGUGAAUCCCAGUUAUUGUCUGUAAACAGUGUUUCCCACAGAAUGACAGCGUAACUGGGGCGAGAGAGAGAGAGAGCGAGCGAGCGAGAGGAGGUGCUGAGUGAAUAUAAGCGCUGCCCGCAGCUCUGUGAUCAGAAACGAUUUUACCCAUAGUCCAGUAACAAAAAUCAAUAUGUUGGCGUUCAGCUUUGAUAAUGCGAUCAACAAUCCUUUCCUUUGGUAACGGGUGGUCCGGUGUACCCUAUGCUAAAGGAGAUAUGAAAGGAAGCAUUGAGGCUCCUUUCCUCAGCUUUUAGAGAAUUAAACAGCUGAAUUACUUCCAGGUCACUUCACUCAGUCAGAACCUUCCUGAGCAAAAAAGACUUUUCGGACGCAGCCCUGGACUGAGAUAGACCAGGUUUUAACUAAUCAAGACCUUCUGGCUCGUAUGACGUCAGCAGACCCACAGAGACCUCCUUGUAGAACCAGUGCUGCUGCUGUUUUUAGAUUACAUGUGAGCAGCAGAGGGAGGACAAACCAGGAACCUCAGCUGCACCUGAAACCCAGACCUGAGCGUGGGUCCCACAGACGUUAGUUUAAUGAGCAGAUUGAGAGGAAACGCCACAAUAAGGAGCAGAGUGAAGUAGAAAUAAAAUGACCUGUUAGAAGAAGGGUAAUGUAGUAAUACCCCCCCCCCCCCCGACGCUCAGAGUGAGUCCUCCUGUCUUGUAGUAAGUCUGUGUGGUUACCCAGCAUGCCUCAGUCUCACUCUGUUUAAACACAUUUGCCUCAGUGUUUUUUUUAUUUUACUAAAAUUCUGAAUUCGUCUCUAGUAAAAAGUUGUUUUAUUUUAAUUUUUUACAGUUUUUGUACCCAGAUGCUGUGCGUACCUGUGAAUCUGAACCCUGUGUGUGAGCAGCUCAGUACUUCCUGUCAGACAGCGGUGUCUCUGUGCUGCCUGUCUCAAGUUAUUUUGCCAAAAUCUUUUGUUUUCUGAAUAAAAUCAAUGCGACUGAA
Messenger RNA from Micropterus salmoides (largemouth bass), 3393 nucleotides. RefSeq names its product AP-2 complex subunit mu-B-like. Gene Ontology annotation, cellular component: AP-2 adaptor complex; cytoplasmic vesicle. Gene Ontology annotation, molecular function: clathrin-cargo adaptor activity. The record is from RefSeq and is a predicted model, not a curated record. NCBI's taxonomy places the organism in Eukaryota, Metazoa, Chordata, Actinopteri, Centrarchiformes, Centrarchidae. Bases 554 to 1864 code for a protein of 436 amino acids. The transcript has 12 exons. Gene Ontology annotation, biological process: clathrin-dependent endocytosis; intracellular protein transport.